Messenger RNA from Pieris macdunnoughi, 2823 nucleotides. NCBI's taxonomy places the organism in Eukaryota, Metazoa, Arthropoda, Insecta, Lepidoptera, Pieridae. The record is from the annotation of a GenBank genome assembly.
AUGCACAGUAACGAGUCGGCGGUGGCGAGCGGCGCGGUGUUGUUGCACCAGUUGGGGCGGCUGAUAGUGCGCUCCCGGAGCGGCAGUCCCACCACUCUCACCAGACGACACAAGCUCAGUCCCUCCACUAGCAAACAGAUAGUAACCCAGCCGAAAGCAGACACGAACGAGCCCCUACCGGGAAUUGAGGCCCAGCUAGACGACCACGUCCACGCCCUGUGGAAUGACCAGAUACCGAUAUGCAUUGACGUCCUCUUAGCACCAGAAUGCCAGGAUUGCUACUCGUCCAUGUGUCGGCCGGGAGACAAGCUGCGACAGCGGGGCCUGCUGCUCGAGAGAUGGGCCGUAGCUAUCACCAACAAGAACCCUGAGAACGCGUCAGUGAUCUCUCCCCAUUGGCUGCUGAGUGCAGUCCGCUCUCAGCUCCACUUCUCCCAACUCUGCGCCUGGCGAGCCACGCUGUACUCUGAGGAUAGACCUGCUGAACGAAGGAGAAAACUCAGCCGCGAGUCGUGCAACUUUAAGAAAAUCGAAGCCAACUGUGACGAGACUGAACUGGACGAGCGCAAGCUGAACAUCAUCUACUCCAUCAAGCUGCCGGGAGAGACCUCCCCGACUUUUCCCAGCCUCCCGAGGCUAGACAAGAUCCCUCACGUCAAAUGCACCUGCAAACGGAGACCCAGCGUCGACGACGAAGAACUGGUGGGGAAGCUCAACGAUCUCACUCUGGGCCCGAGGAAGUACCCCUCCGACGCCAUCAACUCCAACGUCGGCGUCGGCGGUAGGCGCCUCUCCACGGAGUACCUUUACUCUUCCUGUGAUAAAAAGCUCCUCGACGAUCGUAUGUUGACGCCCUGCAGCGAGAGCGGAAAGCAUAAGUGCAGCUGUGACGAUGAGUCGGACGACAAGAAGCAGGAGACGAAGAUGUUGGACGAGAGGCGGCUGAAGGAGAUAGCUAAAUACAAACGACGUUUGAGGAAAGAGAGCAAACUCAAAAAACUCUGUGAUAGCACGUCAUCCGACGGCGAAGCGAAGAAGGAGACUCACACCUCGAUACCGAUCCUACAGGCGGCCAGAUUCGAUAGGUUUAGAGCCAUCGGCCGCUACCGGAAUCAGACUUACCUGACAUUACCCGCCAGUAGAAUAGAAAGCAGAUCUCCAUUCGUAGAGCCGGUCGACGUUCCGCCGUUCGAGUUCAAGAGGACCAACACGAUCGGGACUCAGACGGACGACGUUCAGUGUCGGUGCGGAAACGCCGUCGAGAUGAAGUGCCCCGGCUGCCUGGACAGAGGCAUGGUCAGAUCGGAAGGCAGCUACGACUUGGCCUUAAUAGAGAACGGAACGAGGCGGAAGUACGAAGAAGACGAACGUUCUCUAAAAAAGCUUAAAUGUGAUAUAAAUAGUGAUAUAAGUAGUGAUAAGUGUGAUGAAGUUAUAAAACGGCCGAAGCUCAGACGUUUCUUCCCAAUAGUGGACCGGAUAGAGAGAGUCAUAAACGACAGGGUUCACAACAGUGAUAUAGCAGAGUUGAAUUUACGCGAUGACGACACGGUGUUCUCGGUCAAACCGGAACCCAAGCGGCAGAAGACGUACUCCAUAAACGAAGAUUAUGUGUGCUUUGAGAAGUGCGACUAUGGAUCUAUUGACAAAUGUGAUAUGGAAUCUCCGAAAGAAGAGGAUCCCUUCAAAUUCCCCGAUAAUCCAGAAAAAGGACAAGAGAAUCAGAUUCCGUCUCCGACGGAGAUGGACAGGUUCCGCUGGCGCUUCGACUCGGCUGCAUCCAUGGUGUUCCACACCAAAACCGGUCUGCCCUUGACUUCUAGUCCUGCACCGCUGCGUCGGGGAAAUAAUUGUUUCGACUUUGACGAUUCGAUCAACGGAGUCUCUGGCAUUAAAAGCGCUCUAUUCCACCCGAUAUCCCCCCCGUCCCCCGCUGCCGUGUCUCCCGUGUCCCCUACGCGGCCACGGGCGCCUCACCCUCGCACUCAGCGACCGGCACCUCUUGACACACCGCAAAGGAAGAAGAUGCCCGCAACCAAACUUAGGAUUGGAACCAGUACGGGCUUGCUGGGAAGCUUCGAGGAGUCUGCUCUCAAGGGUCGGCUGGAGCCAGUGGCGACGGUGCACGGCUUCACCGCAGAGCUCGGGGCCUCUGGGGCCUUCUGCCCACCGCACAGACGACUGCCAGUUACCGUGUUCUUCUAUGCGCCCGGUGGCACCAACGCGCCGUACAUGGGUCACAUAAACCUCGGUCCCGGUGGGUACCGCGUCGCCCGUUCCGGCACCAUUCAGGUGUCCCUGUUCAACCCCCACGGGACCCUGGUCAAGAUGUUCGUGGUCCUGUACGACUUGACCAAUAUGCCGCCACUCGCGCGCACCUUCCUCCGCCAGAGGACGCUGUAUAUGCCUGCCGGUGCUGAUCCGCCUAAAACCCACGAAAUGCACAAGUGGCUGAGAUAUUUGAUACAUUUGAGGUUCAUGACGUCCAAAUCAGGAAAACUCUACCUCCACACAGACAUUCGUAUCCUAGUAUCUCGCAAAGCCGAUGUCGACACGGCCACAGCACAUUCCGCCUUAUUCAGACCGAUUCCGACCAAUCGCGACGACACAGCAGCCGCGUCGGCGAAUCAGAGCUCAGAACGUCAAACCGACCAAUCACAAAACGGGAUUUCGAAUCGAACCCCCAAUCGCGUGUUUGGCGGUUGCAGUGAAUUUGACAGCGAGAUUAAGCGCGAAAUAUGUUACGAAAAUCAAAAUAGCGUUUCGUACGAGCUCAGAAGUUUCACGUAUGCUCCAGAGAAUCCCAGAUAUUCCCCGCGAUAG